UUUGCUCUAAAUGCAACAAUAUAUUACCUUACCGAUGUGUGGUGUACAUAGCACAGAGGACAGAUCUUUCGCUAACCAAACCCGUUAUAUACAUGCUCUUCACUAAUGGACACGAGAAAGGACAAAUAAUAUAUUUUUAUCAUGUGAAAAACAAUUUGUGCAUGCUAAAAAAAGAUAUAACUAUGUUAUGUGUAGUAACAAGAAUUUGGUAUCGCCAAUGUCAUCUGCACCCAGCAGCUAGCCUGCAUUAAUUAGGAGUGGACAUGAAAAGCGUGAAGUAAAAUUUGAAUUACUGAUAGUUCCCUAAUUACCUAACAAAUCUGUUGUACUCACUGACGCAGCUUUAGUUGCAUCAAUUAAUUCGAAUAGGAGUGAGUAUAGCAUUUCUCAUUAAGAUAUUUAAUGCUUAAUUACUGGCAGUUCUCUAAUUACCUAAAAAUUAUGUAGUAACAUGCAUGUUUGAUACUAAUUAUGUAGUACUUUUCCUAUCAAUUAAAACCAUGACAAUAAUUAUGGAACGGAGGUUUUUUUUUAUUUUCAAUAUACACAAAUAAAUAAAAUUAUAUGAUCAGAAUCCAUCAAAUGGUGUCUCGGACAAAGUAAAAAAAACACAUCAAAUGAUAGACUAAUUGGAUCUCGUGAACCUUAUACUUCAUACCCGUCAAAGUUAAUCUGCUUAGUUUUGUGCAUCAUUUUGAUGUGUAUCGAGUGUUUUGGGGAAUGUUGAACAAUUUUCAUCCUUUCCCCUCAAAAAGAAAAAAAAACAAUUUUCAUCCUAUUUUCUACUAAUUAAUCUAAUUACGUAGUAAAAGAAAAUGGACCUGUUUUCCACUAUGAUCUAUUUGUGCCUCAUCAUAUACAAAUUUACCAACCACUUCUAUUUAAAUCUCGUCGGUUGGGCUUUGCCAAAUCUGAAUUAUCAUGAUUCUAUGAUUCUGUAUAGACCAAUAACCAUUGAGGUCUUCUGUAGAGUCAAACUAGGGGCCUAUGACCAUGCUUUAUUUUUAGGACCAUAUGUUUGUCUUUGGCAGAAGUCAAUUAGGAAUAUUCAAAACCUAAACAAUUAGCAACACCCGGCUCCUGCCGGCAUUUGUCAGCUCUUGGUGCAUCGCCGGGUGCAACUAUAAAUAUGUAGGAGUUCUUGACAUGAGAGCACACACCAACAUCUCCUUCAGCUCAUGCAAGUAGCAAACUCAAGCUACACGACUCACAUCCCGAACAUCUAUUGCAGCAACAUGCCGAUAGCUCGUUUUGCUACAUUGCUCGUAGUCACCGGCUUCCUCUCCACAGUCGGACAUCUCGGAGCGUCGGCAUUUGGCGCUCUCGAUGAUGAUCUCGUAGCUCUUGACAUUGUGUCGAAAAUCCAUACCGACAGGAGUUUGACGGCCAGAGCCUCCUCGGACUUUGGCCACAUUGUGGAGGCCGCCCCAAAUGGUGUUUUUCACCCGGUCUCCCCCGCCGACAUAGCUGCUCUAAUCCGCUUUUCACUCUACCAGCAGACACCGUUCACGGUGGCGCCGCGUGGAAAAGGGCACUCCUCUAGGGGACAAGCCCUCGCCCCGGGCGGCAUUGUCGUCGACAUGCCCUCGCUGGGGCGUGGUGACCAUGGUCACCGUGUAAAUGUGUCCAUCGAUGGGAUGUACGUGGACGUCGGCGGCGAGCAGCUGUGGUUCGACGUCCUCCAUGCCACGCUCAAGCACGGGCUCACGCCACGGGUGUGGACCGACUACCUCCGCAUCACCGUCGGCGGCACGCUCUCCAACGCCGGCAUAGGCGGGCAGGUGUUCCGGCACGGCCCCCAGAUCUCCAACGUGCGCGAGCUUGACGUCGUCACAGGCACGGGAGACAUGAUCACCUGCUCCCCGGGCAACAACUCGGACCUGUUCUACGGGGCGUUGGGCGGGCUGGGCCAGUUCGGGGUGAUAACCCGGGCCCGGGUCGGGCUCGAGCGGGCCCCGAAACGGGUCAAGUGGGUCCGGCUCGCCUACACGGACGUGCACCAGUUUACCGCUGACCAGGAGCUGCUCAUAUCAAACGGAGCCGGGUUCGACUACGUCGAGGGGCAGGUCCAGCUGAACCGGACGCUGACGGAGGGCCGGAGGUCGUCGUCCUUCUUCUCGGCGGCAGAGCUCGCUCGUCUGACGGAGCUCGCACUGGGCACCGGAUCAUCCGCGGUGUACUACAUCGAGGGCGCGAUGUACUACGACGACGGCUCUGCUUCCACGGUGGAUCGGAAGCUCGAGGCGCUGCUGGAGGAGCUGAGCUUCGUCCCGGGGUUCGCGUUCGUCAGGGACGCGUCGUACGUGCAGUUCCUGGACCGCGUCGGGCAGGAGGAGCAGAAGCUCCGGUCGGCCGGCGCGUGGGACGUGCCGCACCCGUGGCUCAACCUCUUCGUCCCGAGGUCGCGCAUCCACGACUUCGCCGCCGGCGUGUUCGACGGCGUCCUCAGGGGCACCAGGCCCGUGGGGCUCAUCCUCAUGUACCCCAUGAACAGGGACAGGUGGGACGACCGGAUGACGACGGUGACGCCCGAUGAGGACGUGUUCUACGCCGUCGGGCUGCUCCGGUCGGCGGUGGCCGCCGGCGACCUGGAACGGCUGGAGAGGGAGAACGAGGCGGUGCUGGGGCUCUGCGACCGGGCGGGCAUCGGGUGCAAGCAGUACCUGCCGCACCACGCGUCGCAGGACGGCUGGAGGCGGCACUUCGGGGCGAAAUGGGACAGGGUCGCCGCGCUCAAGGCCACGUACGACCCGCGAGCGAUUCUGUCGCCGGGGCAGGGCAUCUUCCCGGCCGCGGUGGCCAGCACGACGCCCGCUACAAUCACGGCGUCCUGAGAUUUAUUUAAUCUGUUCAAGUUGAAGGUUCGUCUGUUGGAAUCUGUACCCGUACCUCGUGCACGUAGAACCAGCGACCACUGGGUGGUCAGUAUUCAGUAGGUGUUCAGACUUCAGAGCAGAGCGUAGGAUUGCCACGAGGGGGUCCAAAUGGACCUGCUUUUAGUACCUCGAGUAUACGAAGUCGGUUUGCGGGCAAGGAAGCGGGCACUGGGGAUACAGUAGUUUGAUGUGUCCAUUCUUUUUCAGUGUACUUUGAUGUGUACUCUCCCUGUCUCUAAAUAUCAGUGUUUUUAGACAU
Molecule: messenger RNA, 3135 nt
Organism: Aegilops tauschii subsp. strangulata
Lineage: Eukaryota; Viridiplantae; Streptophyta; Magnoliopsida; Poales; Poaceae
Product: cytokinin dehydrogenase 10-like
Biological process (GO): cytokinin metabolic process
Molecular function (GO): cytokinin dehydrogenase activity; FAD binding
Source: RefSeq, a predicted model, not a curated record